AUGGGCCAAUCCAUUGGAAGUCUGUUCCCGCUUCGGUGGCGACUCUGGCUGGGCAAACUGCUUUUCCCGCCCCUCGGCCCUUCUACAUACAGAGUCAGCUGGCAUCGCGUAAUCAAGGGACCAUGCGAUCCCACCGAAGUCGAGGCCAUGAAUUACGUCGCCGCGCACACCACGGUUCCGGUGCCCAAAAUCUAUGCUGUGCAUAACGAGGGUCACUUUACCUACAUUGAGAUGGAAUUUAUUUGUGGUGAAACCUUGGAGGAAGCGUGGGAGCAUCUGUCAAAAGGCCAGAUGAUGGCCAUCUUUGACGAUCUCAAAAACCACUUGUCGAGCCUCCGCGCGCUGCAGCCUCCAAAACAGGGCAUGGUCUCGUCUGCGCUCCAGAACCCGGCGUUUGACUGCCGCAUUGGCUUUCGCUUCUUUGGACCCGUAAGCCACGACGGCUUUCACUCACUUACGCGAGGGCAUUUAAUCAUGGAAGAUGUCGAGCCGUUUCUUGGCCCGGAAGUAGCAAAGACGCACACGGGCAGCUAUGCAACGUACUUUACCCACGCAGAUCUAGCGCCAAGGAAUAUCAUGGUGCGAAACGGACGUAUUAUAGCCAUCAUUGACUGGGCUUUUGCGGGAUGGUAUCCGGAGUAUUGGGAAUAUACAAAGGUGCACUAUAAUAUGUUUAUGGGUCAAGAUGUUUGGGUGGAAUAUAUGCGUCUUAUCUUGCCUGGCUAUGAGACGGAACUUGCAGCGGAGCGAAUCCUUUGGAGAAGGCUACCGGAGCCGGGGACGAUUUCUGGCACAUUCUCCAAUCCCCACGUUCAUACCAAGGGUUCGACUCCUUCCGCAGAAUGGUUGAGGAAAAGAGCUGGUCUCAAAUCAAAAGACUUGUGGUCUCUUGCCUUGGCUAGAGGAAAUUAUGACACUACUGUCGUAACCUAG
Metarhizium brunneum ARSEF 3297 is the source of this 933-nucleotide messenger RNA. RefSeq lists its product as uncharacterized. NCBI's taxonomy places the organism in Eukaryota, Fungi, Ascomycota, Sordariomycetes, Hypocreales, Clavicipitaceae. The record is from RefSeq and is a predicted model, not a curated record.